UCUUUCUUUUCCUCUUCUCUGCACUCGUUCUCUCUUUCCUAGUUCACUUUCCUAGUUCACUGAACCGCCGCUCCCGCUUCCUCACCGGACAACUUUCUACCUCGCCACAACUGUUGCCUCUCUCUCAGUCAUGCGCUUUCUCACUGUAUUCCGGCCACCUCCACCAAUCUGCAACUGUUCAGGCGUUUAAUUGUUCGGAUCUGAAGAGAUUUGGCCGGAAAUAACAACGUCGGCGCGCAGGGAAGACGGGUGGAUGAAAACGGAAGUAGAGCACGAAGGAAUGGUGGUGAGGAUUUCAGCGGGUCAGAUCUAAAGAAGAAGAAGGGACAGCAACAUCACCGGCGGGAGGGAGAAGAGCAGUUUGUCGGCGUUAUGAGUUCCAAGUCUGAACAGAUUUGAAGGGACAGAGACGAUGGUGGUGGUCAAUGAGGACGACGGAGGGCGCGGUGGUGAGGAUUGUGGCCGCGGAGGAUUGUGGAGGUGAGGAAACGUGAUAGUGGGUGGGUGGUGAGAUAAUAUGGACACAUAGUAGAGAGGAAGAAGAGAAGGUGUAUUGUUUUUACAAAACUGCCCUCGUUUUAACUAUGAAAUGUCCAAAUUGUCCAUGGUGUCUGUAUUGUGUCCAGAAUUUUGUGUCCAAUUAACCCCAGCCAAAACCCUCAGCUCAAUUUAACCCCCUCUCAUAAUCAUAAAAGUAAAACCCUUAUAAAUUGAGAAAAAUUAUUUCCAAAAUUUUCGAUAGAAAUUGCCUGCCGUCCAUAUCCCGUCUCUUCAUCGGCUCUCAAUUGGAGGUAAGGCAACAUGUCCGAGAAUCCUGUACAGGCCUUAUUUCAUCACUUUGAGCAAGUCACAAAUUUUGUUCAACAUCAUGUGUCUAAUUUUAUAAGCCAUAUUCAGUUAUCAGGACCCUCUGGUAAUGCCUCCAUUGAAGUGCCAUUUUUAAAAGCUACAUCUGUACAACCUCGUGAUCCCGUUCUCAAGGCAAAGUCCUCUACACCUGUGACCAAAGAAGACCUUGGAAGGUCUACAUGGACUUUUCUUCACACUCUUGCUGCUCAGUAUCCAGAUAAUCCUACAAGACAACAGAAGAAGGAUGUAAAAGAACUGGUACAGAUCUUGUCUCGAAUGUACCCUUGCAAGGAAUGUGCAGAUCACUUUAAGGAAGUUCUUAGAUCAAAUCCUGUACAGGCUGGGUCACAUGCUGAAUUUUCUCAGUGGCUAUGUCAUGUGCAUAAUGUUGUCAAUAGAAGCAUCGGCAAACCAAUAUUCCCAUGUGAACGAGUUGACGCAAGGUGGGGAAAACUGGACUGUGAGCAGAAUGCAUGUGAAAUUAUUGGAAGUACAUCAAUUUUUGGGAAGAUAUGGUAGAUUUUUAUUUUUUACAAAAUAAUAGUUAUUUUUUGUAGGGGAAAUAAUAGUAUUUAUACCAUACAAGCUAUUUAUUGAAUUCGAACUGUUGAAGAAAUCUUUAAGAUUGUUAUCCAGUGAUAUUUUUUAUUUUUUUCCGAUAAAUGUUAUCUAGUGACUUUGUACUAGAUUAUGUAAGUAAAUUCUGUGUAAUAAUUUAUUUACCUAAUUUAUUGAAA
Molecule: messenger RNA, 1586 nt
Organism: Medicago truncatula (barrel medic)
Lineage: Eukaryota; Viridiplantae; Streptophyta; Magnoliopsida; Fabales; Fabaceae
Source: RefSeq, a predicted model, not a curated record